This is a messenger RNA of Coturnix japonica (Japanese quail), 6346 nucleotides long. NCBI's taxonomy places the organism in Eukaryota, Metazoa, Chordata, Aves, Galliformes, Phasianidae. The record is from RefSeq and is a predicted model, not a curated record.
CCUAAGAUGGCGGCCCGGCCCCCAUGCUGCCCCGCGCCGUUCUCCGGCCCCGGAAGCGUUGGGCGCCGCUUCGCUUGGGGCUGUUCGUUGCCGUCCGCCGCGGCCCAGCGCCGCUAUGGGAGUACCGGCCUUUUUCCGCUGGCUCAGCCGCAAGUACCCGUCCAUCAUCGUCAACUGCGUGGAGGAGAAGGCCAAAGAAUGCAAUGGUGUCAAGGCUCCGGUUGAUACAAGCAAACCAAACCCUAAUGAGGUGGAGUUUGACAAUCUGUACUUGGAUAUGAAUGGUAUCAUUCACCCUUGUACACAUCCAGAAGACAAGCCAGCACCUAAAAAUGAAGAUGAAAUGAUGGUUGCAAUAUUUGAGUACAUUGACAGGAUCUUCAACAUUGUAAGACCAAGGCGACUUCUCUACAUGGCUAUAGAUGGAGUAGCUCCACGUGCAAAAAUGAACCAGCAGCGGUCAAGAAGAUUCAGAGCAUCGAAGGAGGGCAUGGAAGCUGCUGAAGAGAAGCAAAAAAUAAGACAAGAAAUUCUGGCAAAAGGUGGCAUUCUUCCUCCGGAAGAAGUGAAGGAAAGAUUUGACAGCAACUGUAUUACCCCAGGAACUGAGUUUAUGGACAAUCUUGCCAAAUGUCUCCGCUAUUACAUCGCUGACCGUUUGAACAAUGACCCAGGGUGGAAAAAUUUGACGGUAAUCCUGUCUGAUGCUAGUGCUCCUGGUGAAGGUGAACAUAAAAUCAUGGAUUACAUUAGAAGACAAAGAGCUCAACCAAACCAUGACCCAAACACUCAUCAUUGUCUGUGUGGGGCUGAUGCUGAUCUAAUAAUGCUUGGAUUAGCCACUCAUGAGCCACAUUUCACCAUCAUUAGGGAAGAGUUUAAACCAAAUAAACCCAAGCCAUGUGCUCUUUGUAACCAGAUGGGUCACGAGGUUAAGGAUUGUCAAGGUUUGCCUAGAGAAAAACAAGGCAAGCACGAUCAGUUUGCAGACAGUCUUCCUGCCUCUGAACAAGAAUUUAUCUUCAUCCGCUUAUGUGUUUUGCGAGAGUAUUUAGAAAGAGAACUCACUAUGGCCAGUUUACCUUUCACUUUUGAUUUUGAAAGAAGUGUUGAUGACUGGGUCUUUAUGUGCUUCUUUGUUGGAAAUGACUUUCUUCCUCAUCUGCCAUCUCUGGAGAUCAGGGAGGGAGCAAUUGAUCGCUUGGUAAACAUAUAUAAAAACGUGGUGCACAAAACUGGGGGCUAUCUCACAGAAAGUGGUUUUGUCAACCUGCAGCGAGUCCAGAUGAUCAUGUUGGCUGUUGGAGAAGUUGAAGAUAGUAUAUUCAAAAAGCGAAAAGACGAUGAUGAUAACUUUAAAAGACGACAAAAAGAAAAAAAGAAAAGAAUGAAGAGAGAUCAUCCUUCAUUUAUUCCUGGUGGGCAGUUUUCUCCUCAAGCUCUGGGAAAUCGCACCAGUCCUCAGGCAAUCAGUAACCCCAGGCAAACCGCCUUUGAAAUGAGAAUGCAUGACAGACAGAACUCCAUGAUGCAGUCUCCAAAUACCAGUCUCAAUUCUGAUGGCUCCCCGUCCCCAGCACGAGGAAUUAAGCGAAAACCUGAAGACAGUGACAGUGAACCUGAGCCAGAGGAUAAUAUCAGGUUAUGGGAAUCUGGUUGGAAGCAACGCUACUAUAAAAACAAGUUUGAUGUUGAUGCAUCUGAUGAGAAAUUUCGUCGUAAAGUUGUACAGUCCUAUGUCGAAGGGCUUUGCUGGGUCCUCAGAUAUUAUUACCAGGGCUGUGCCUCUUGGAACUGGUAUUACCCUUUUCACUACGCUCCGUUCGCUUCUGACUUUGAGGGUAUUGCAGACAUGCCCUCAGAUUUUGAAAAGGGCUCGAAACCGUUCAAGCCUCUUGAACAACUGAUGGGAGUAUUUCCAGCUGCAAGUGGGAAUUUUCUACCCCCAACCUGGAGGAAGCUCAUGACAGAUCCGGAAUCAAGCAUAAUUGACUUCUACCCUGAGGACUUUGCUAUUGAUCUGAAUGGAAAGAAGUACGCUUGGCAAGGUGUUGCGUUAUUGCCAUUCGUUGAUGAGCGACGCCUUAGAGCUGCCUUGGAAGAAGUCUAUCCUGACCUUACUCCUGAAGAAAACAGAAGAAAUAGCCUUGGUGGCGAUGUUCUUUUUGUUGGAAAACACCAUCCACUUUGUGACUUUAUUGUAGAGCAGUACAAGUCUAAAAAUACAGAGCCAGUGGAUUUGCCCCCAGAGUUAUGUUAUGGAAUCCAGGGAAAGCUUACACUGAAUGAGAAUGCUGUUCUUCCAGAUAAGACAGUAGAGUCUCCUGUUCCGAUGCUGCGUGAUCUUACACAAAAUUCUGCAGUCAGUAUUUCUUUCAAAGAUCCACAGUUUGAUGAAGACUUCAUUUUCAAGGCUACGGUAUUACCUGGUGCAAAGAAACCACCUCCAGUUCUGAAGCCCGGGGACUGGGAGAAGACCAACAAUGAUGGCAGGCCUUGGAGACCACAGCUUGGUUUUAAUCGAGACAGAAAACCAGUCCACCUGGACCAGUCAGCAUUUAGAACUUUAGGCCAUGCAAUGCCAAGGGAAAGAGGGAUGCCAGGGAUGUAUGCCAAUGCAGUACCUCUUGGAGCUUAUGGGAGCCCAUACGCCCGGCCGCUUAUGAGUGGGCAGCAGCAGAUUCCUAAAUUGCUCUCAAAGAUCCUGCCAAGAAGCAAACACCAUGUCCUCCUUUUGCCUGGCCACCUUCUGCUUUUUGCAGAAGAGACUUUAUUUUUCCUAUGAAUUAGCACCACUCUUUAUUAUUCUCUUUAAACUUGUUGGAAUGACACAACGUAGUGUGUGUUGUUCAGUGGGGAAAAUCUUGGCGUUACUUAGGACUUAGCAUAUUGAUGGCUCGUGUUUGGAAUGAAGAACUAUGGUGUCUUGCGGUGUUUGUUCCUGCUACGUGUGGACUGCCCUUUUGGAGGUGUUUGGUUCUGUCCUUUCCUCUAUACCAGUCUUAUUUUGCACCAUCUGCUUCAGCUACUUAAGAAGUACAGGAGAGUUGUUCAUCUUGUCUCUUCACAUGUGAUCAGGAGCUGCAUUUCUGUAAUGGUGGGAUUGAAACAGGACAAAACAUCACCAAACUGCCUAAAAAGGUGCUUUAAACUUCAAAGUAGUAAUUAUUUAGCAGAAUUCUUGCAGUAUUAAACUUACUCAUAUGUUUGAAGUUUCAACAGCUGAGAUAGCUCAAGUUCAGGCUCCAGCAUCUGGUCAUAUGUAGAAAACCAGAUUGCUGCAUAGUGAAGCCUUCAUGCUUCUCAUAGCUGGCCUGUAUUUCUUGACUGUAUAGGGAACAAAUGAUAUCAUUGGCCAUACUGAGUUAAACUUAUUGCCCAGAUCCAAAGUGGAUGAUAUAUGCUUGAAUGGGACAUGUGAAAAUCUUCCUGUGUGAGGAACUGGAUUGGCUGGAGGUACAGAUCAAGUAUGACUUUGGAGCUCUGAACUUUGUUGAGAAGAAAACAAGUGGAUUUUUGAAGUGAGCAAAAAUAUGGUCUUUAAAGAAGAAAGGAGUGGGACUAACAGACUGGCAUCAUAUUUUUGUAUUUCUCUCCAAUAAUAGAGAAUGUGUGGUCUUGUGGGGAGUUAAAGGAUUCUAUGAGUCCGUAGGUCCCCCCCAUGCUGUUCUUCAUGUCUUCUGAAACUUGAAUCUUUAUGCUUUCUGAAAAAGUUAUUUCAAAGCAGUUUUGUGAGCCUUAUGUAUAUGGAGCUUAUCUUGCCAAUUAGGUACUUAUAAAAUCUCUCAUCCUUGAGGCAUCUGAGCACCUUGUGUUGUGCAGGAAACACUCCAAAUGCAAAUAUGCCCCAAUGCCAUCGUUCUUUCAAAUUGAGGAGGCUUGAAUCCACUGAUCAGCGUGGAAUCUCAGCACAUCUGUUGCUCACAGAAAUUAUCCGGGGGCUUUCUUUCACACAUUCUAUUUUCUCCUCAUCUCCUGCCCCUUCCUCACCCUCAAAUUGCUUCAGGCAUCAUGGAGUCCUUGCAUCCCCAGUUGCUGUUCUGUGGGUAUGCUUGACAAACCUAAAAGCCUUUCUUUCUUUUCCUUCCCUCUUGUGCCUUUUCCUUCAUGCUUCAUUUUCCAUCAGGCAGGGAUUGAUUUACUGUUUGUGCAUUAGAGGGUUGCCAGGUCAACCUGCUGCUCCUUCCAGCUCCAUUGCAAUGUGUUGCCUCCUAUGCUGCCAUCUGGCUGGUGGGUCGGGAGGACCUGGCAGUGCACUGUGUGCCUCAGCUUCUCUCCUACCAACUUAAGAAUGGGAUCUGCUUAAACUAUUCAAAGGCACUUGUGAAAAUAUCUUCAGUUAUCAUAACUUGUACCGAGAUCAGCUUCUUAAGCUCAUUCUGAAAGGAUGUUUUUGCAAUUGGGACCCCCACACACACUUUUACGUGUCAGGGAUUGGAAAUUGUUGAGGUGGGAGCACAUCAGCAUCUCUCUGUACCAUGCUUUAGUAGGUGGCAGUCAUCAUUCUGAACAGGCACACAUGGAUAGAAUUAGGUAAGGCUUACUUCUCCUUGCCACCAGUUUCACCCAGACAGCACUGUAUCUAGGAGUAUCAGAAGGUAUUCCUGGAUAGGAGAGCACAGCCAGCUCCUUGUCUUUGCAGCCACACCUUUCAGUCCAAGCUCAGUUGCCACUAUCAAAGGGCAGAUGUCUUCAACCAGAAAACCAAAUCACAAAGCAUUGUGAAAGUGUAAGCAGCAUUUUCUUACUGGGGCAGAUUGUCUCGUAUCAGAAUGAUGCUCAUCAGCUACAUCCUCGUGAGAGUGUAGAAGGCAGAAUGUGAGAGGACACCUGUAUGAUACAGAAUAACUAGAUGGGGAAGCUCUCUGAAAAUGCACAUUGACUCAUUCAAGCAAAAGGAGCACUGAUGUGGUUAUAAUGCCCACUUCUCACUGGAUUGAUGCAAAGCAACUUUUCGUUUUACAUAUAACGUUUUUAUAUGGAUGAUGAAGAAAAAUUAGACUCUCGAAGGGCAACGCGGUCAAGCAAAGUGCCACCUCUCCUUCAAGGACCUGCCGUGGGUGUUCCUGACUGCUGUUCUCUGAUUUGACUUUGAUGUGCCAAUUUUCAGCUGAUGAAUAAUUGUCUGCGCUGAUAACUUGGGGGAGUCAAGUGCGGAACGGUAGCACUCUAUGAAUGGCAUAUUUGGUUUCUGCAACACAAAGUAUCUGAUUUAUGACUUCCAUUUCAGUCAGUAAACUUGUCGAUUAGCUGCAUUUGAAAAGUGAUUUUUGAUUAGUGCAAUCAGUAAACAGAAAAUCUCAUCUUUGAUUGCCGCGCUGAUUAGAUAAAUUGUUACUUGAGGAGCUGCUGAGGAAGGCGGUUUAUUUGGCCUUAUGGCUCUAGGAAAUGCCUCUGUUUUGAAGACUAAAUAAAAUAUUGUCAUUUCUCUUCCAGCUCUGUCACUUUUUGAAGUGUAAUUUACUGUUCCAAGCUUUCCCCCCCCCUUCAAAGACUGUUCUUUGCCGGAGCCAUACAAAUGGACAGUAAUAAGGUGGCUUUACAUGUGUUCGUGGUGAUUUCAUUAAACUCUUUGCAGCUCUAGGGAACAGUUAGAUAAAGAUGUGCUUACAGCAGGGUAACGCAGCCUCUUUCAGAUGGAAAAGAAGCAGUUUACGAGAUAAAACUGUAACUAGCCCUUAUUCAGGGAUCUGCAGCAAUGGGGAACACAAUGCCAGGGUAAGACUGGUGUCUCCUUUCUGCAAGUCUGUCUUCCAGCAAGCAGCCAGAGAACUCAGUUGCCUCCUCCCACUUCUAUGGUGUCUGCUACAUUGCAGUGUGACAAAGGCAUCUGUGCAAAAGAAGCUAUAGCUUGAAAAUGUCACUGUUUAUCAAGAUAAGUGGAUCUUUAGGUCUCCUAGACCUGAGCUACGCUAGAUCCCAGACCCAGCAGUCAUCCUGGUGGCUGCACGUAAAGAACUAGAUGUGCUAGCUACAGGUGGGGGAUUUUUAAUUGCAAACAUUGUUAGCAUGUCAGUUCAUGUUAGUCAGUUCUGCUCUGUUGCUUAUUUUUCUGUGGUGCUUGUAUUAUUAGAGCUUGGAAAUUAUUAGAAAUGAAAAGUCUUGCCGGAUUAUUUUUUGUUUGGAAUGGGGGACGCUCUUGGGCUUCAAGAGAUUCAUGGUAAUAUCAUGUUUGUGCAGCCUGCUUAUGCAUGUGAAAACCCUUGCAAUUCUGAUAAGCUUAAUCAGUGUAAGUAUGCCAUACAUCCAUCUUUUUGGUCCUUGUGGUGUUUUAUGUAUGAGAUAACCACUUAUACCUGAUUAUGAGCAUCGGUUGGUAACAAUAUGCACCUGUGUCUGUAUAUAU